This is a messenger RNA of Pollicipes pollicipes, 483 nucleotides long. RefSeq names its product mitochondrial antiviral-signaling protein-like. The transcript is spliced from 6 exons. The record is from RefSeq and is a predicted model, not a curated record. Bases 1 to 483 code for a protein of 160 amino acids. Lineage: Eukaryota; Metazoa; Arthropoda; Thecostraca; Pollicipedomorpha; Pollicipedidae.
AUGGCUGCACCAUUCGUCGGAAUCUCGAUCGUCGGCGGCAAGGUGGACCUCUACAACGCCGCGCCCGGCGGCAAGACGGUCAUAUCGGGCAUCUCAUCAAGAACGUGCUGGCCGACAGUGGGGGCGGCCGCACUGCUCAGCUCAAGACGGGCGACCGCAUCCUCUCGGUGGACGGCACGGACCUGCGCACGGCCAGCCACGACCAGGCCGGGGCCGCCAUUCGCAGUUCGGGCGACGCGAUCGAGUUUGUCGUUGCAGAGUCUGGUGCACCGGUCGCGAGGCGGCGCCGCCGGUAGAGAGGGCGCUAGUGGCGACGUCCCGGCGCCGGCCGACGCGUCCGAGCCGGCCGAGCCGCCGGCCCGCUCGCCCUCGCCAGAGGUCAUCCAGCCGGGCUACAAGCCGCCGGCCAAGCGUCCCGAGCGGCUGGCGAGCGAGGCGUCCGUCGACGAGUCGCUCGAGGAGGACGAGGAGGGCACAUCCUGA